UCAAGAUGAUCCCGAUAAUCCAAUAGGUGUUCAAAAUAUUGAGGCUGGUGAAGCGAUGCAAGAUUUUAAGGAUCUUGGUGACAAAUUAAAUCAGGAAAUCGAUGUAUCUGAAAUGAUUUCAAAUCUGAACGCAGAUCAAAGAAGAAUAUUUGACAGAGUCAUCAACGCCGUAAAGAUAUCGCCGGAUAACGAACAAUUUAAACAAUUACUAUUAUACGUUAGCGGAGAAGGAGGUACUGGUAAAAGUUUUUUAAUUAAAACAAUUAAAUGCUGGAUAAAACAAAAUCUCCACAAGGAUACUGCUGUAACAGCACCUACCGGUAUAGCGGCGUUUAAUAUCGAUGGUUUAACAAAUCACAGGCAAUGGCAGUUAUCUGUUGAACAUGGUGAUCAGUCUCCUAAGUAUACACUAUUAUCUGAUUACGUUUUGAAAGUUUUACGGGCAGAUCUUAAAGAUGUUAGUCUUAUUAUAAUUGAUGAAGUGUCAAUGAUAUCUAAUUUAACUUUCAUGUAUAUACAUUUACGACUAUGUCAAAUAUUUGAUACCAUGGAUGACGAUUUCUUUGGUGGAAAGCAUGUUUUUUUAUUUGGAGAUCUGCUUCAAUUACCUCCUGUACGUGAAAAUUUUAUCUUUGUUCCACUAUCAAAAGCAGAAUUUAAUAAAUAUAUUGGCAGUGUGGGGACUACUUCUGAGGAAUGGUUGUGGCAAAAAUUUCAAUAUGAUGAAUUGACGAUCAAUAUGCGUCAGCAAAGAGAUACAGCUUAUCGUGAAUUACUCUCGAGAGUUCGUGUUGGUUUAUUGACAACUUCUGAUUCUGAGAUUCUCGAGAAAAGAAGAAUAUCAUUGAAAGGUCAGUCUUUCGAUGAAAGAUUAUACGAAUUGUGUAAUUAUCUUGAUAAUUUGCCGCCUAACAUUGUUUGUUUACUGCCUACUCGUUAUUUGUGCGAUGUUCUUAAC
Temnothorax curvispinosus is the source of this 958-nucleotide messenger RNA. Its product is annotated as ATP-dependent DNA helicase PIF5-like. The record is from RefSeq and is a predicted model, not a curated record. Gene Ontology annotation, molecular function: DNA helicase activity. Lineage: Eukaryota; Metazoa; Arthropoda; Insecta; Hymenoptera; Formicidae. Gene Ontology annotation, biological process: DNA repair; telomere maintenance.